AAGAGUAGACCACAAGAAUGUUAUGCGCAUGAAAGUAAGUACUCGAAUGAUUCCUCCGCAGAUGCAAACUUUUCUUAAUUACCCCAGCUCACCUCACGCUUCCCCAACCAACGACACUUCACCGUCUUCUCAUCACAUUAAGUACCAAUAUGGCGGUUCAUCGUCUUCAUGCGUCUUCAAGGAAAGCAGCGGAGAUCAAAGGAUGGCGGAAAAGACAAGGACGAUAUCCCAACCGAAAAGGCACCAGGACUCUUCGACGUUCCUUGAGCUGCAGGGGCACCAAACAAGCACUAGACAAGCUACACUCUCCGCAAGAACCCGACGAGCGUCAACGUCCUUCUUCGUCUACGCCGACAGUGCGCAGUGUAAUUUCUGUUGUCGACCUACACUCUAUAGUUGCAGACGGAAAUUCCACAAGCGCUUCAAGGACAGCAGCCCGUGUGCCGAUGUUAGCUGCAAGGACCCAAAAUAUGGCUGUGGGUGGGUGCCAGAUUUGCAGAACGUUAGUCCCAUACAAGAAGAUUCCAUAGAAAAUAACGACCGCUUGCUAGGACCAGACCCGAACAUGCGUCCAGGCGAUCCUGGUCCGAAUGAGAAAGCGAAGUGCUACAGCUGUGCGGACUUGACUUAUGGCAAGAAACUUUACACUUCUUAAAAAGUAUGACCACAUAGCAGCAAGUAACAUCAAAGCAAAGUCUCAAGUUGUACUUCUUGCUCUUGGUUUGAACUUCCAGUCCACCUACAGUUGUACUACUUCUUGGUUUAUUGAACUUCUAGUACGUCAGCAACGAAGCAAGAGUCUCAUGCGCAGGAGCUUCAAUCUCUUCACCUCCUGCUAAUCUGUCAAACUACAUCCAGCAGACCGCUUAGUCGGGUGUGUACCCUAUGCGAAUGAGGAAGAGCAUUUUCAGAUCUUGAGGAGUGAUGGCCUUAGUCGACAUCCGUUGAGGAAGCAUAGGCCGAGGAAUAAAGAAAUGCGUUGGAAAUAUCCUAUGGGUACAAGUAGAUUGAGAUUUUUGCUUCUUCCGAUGUUGGUUUGUGCUUCGUCGAACGUUGUUAUGGUAUUAAAAUAGUAGCAUCAUAUUUGUAGGUGUCAUGCAAUACCGACACGGCUGUUGUGCAUCAUCUCACUCUCAUCCAGCUCCGUUUUUUUUGAAACUCAACUAUGACAUCAAGUCUCGCUUCAUCUUAGACAUCAGCCACCAUGCACUUACGACUAUUCGAAAACUCAAAAUAACCGAGUUACUGACUGAAAUAAGGGAGGCACUAGCUUAUAACGUCAAGGCUACUCUUCCUUCUCGUCAGUAUCUCGCUUAUUCUGAUCAGUUGCUUGCUUAAAUUUCAGUUUUUUGAAUACCCAUGUCGUCCAAGAACAUGUCAUCCAAAAAGAUACUAUCACCAUCCCAAGGUCUCUUCAGUGGUCCCGACCUCGGUUUUCCAAAAACAUACUAUCACCAUCCCGAGGUCUCUUCAGUGGUCCCGACCUCGGUUUUCCUACCCCAGCCAAUUGGCUGCAGCAAUAUCGCCAGUCCAUGCCUUGGUUGAACGACUUUCUUAGACAAGAUUUCCAAAACGGUGCGGGGGAUAAAGUCGAUAUGACCUCGGCUAGUACGGUGGAAGCAUCGAGGCACUCGUUGGAGACGCCGAUACAAAGCCUCGAGUCCAUGGGUAUGCCAGACGGGAUGUUUCCGUAUAAAGCAGACGACUUUCGACUUGCGACAGCUCCGCGUGCAGGUGGUAGGGGUGACAUCGGCACAUUGCUGGGCCAGUACUACAUGGCGGAAUGAGUUGGACUUUGAUACUAUUUUUUGUCAGAGACAGAAAGGCAGGAGAUCAGAAAACAGUUUGGCGCUCUUUGGAUGGCGCCGCUUG
Amoebophrya sp. A25 is the source of this 1872-nucleotide messenger RNA. Lineage: Eukaryota; Dinophyceae; Syndiniales; Amoebophryaceae. The record is from the annotation of a GenBank genome assembly.